Molecule: messenger RNA, 1193 nt
Organism: Bufo bufo (common toad)
Lineage: Eukaryota; Metazoa; Chordata; Amphibia; Anura; Bufonidae
Gene: SCGN
Product: secretagogin, EF-hand calcium binding protein
Exons: 11
Coding region: 59-874 (271 amino acids)
Biological process (GO): regulation of presynaptic cytosolic calcium ion concentration; regulation of long-term synaptic potentiation
Cellular component (GO): nucleus; cytosol; terminal bouton
Molecular function (GO): calcium ion binding
Source: RefSeq, a predicted model, not a curated record
CAGGCUCUGAACUCUCUACACUGACUGCUACUUUCAGCACUGAGUCUCAUUCAGAACCAUGGACAGAGACUUCCUGAAGCUGGAUGCUGCAGAAUUCCUGGAGAUUUGGCAGCGCUUUGACUCUGAUGAUAACGGCUAUAUUGAGGGUAAAGAACUUGAUGACUUCUUUUGCCAUCUUCUCAAGAAAUUGGGCACUAAUGCAAUAACCACAGAGAAAGUCCAGAGGCUGAAGGAACGAUUCAUGUCUGCAUAUGAUAUCACUUCCGAUGGACGCCUACAGAUACAAGAGCUUGCCAACAUGAUUUUGCCAGAGGAUGAAAACUUUCUGUUACUUUUCCGUAGAGAAACCCCUUUGGAUAACAGUGUGGAGUUUAUGCGGAUUUGGAGGACAUAUGAUGAAGACAGCAGUGGAUUUAUUUCUGCUGUGGAACUCAGGAAUUUCCUGCAAGAUCUCUUCUCACAACAUAAAAAACAGAUGACUGCUGAUAAGUUGGAUGAAUACACGGAUACAAUGAUGAAACUCUUUGACAAGAAUAAAGAUGGCCGCCUGGAUCUGAAUGACUUGGCGAAGAUACUGGCACUUCAGGAAAAUUUCCUUCUUCAGUUUAAAAUGGAUGCAAGUAGUCAAGAUGAGAGAAAAAGAGACUUUGAAACCAUAUUUGCACACUAUGAUGUAAGCAAAACAGGAGAAUUGGAAGGUCCUGAAGUAGAUGGAUUUGUAAAAGACAUGAUGGAACUAGUGAAGCCAAGUAUCAGCGGUGUGGAUCUCGAUAAGUUCCGUCAAAUUCUACUAAACCAUUGUGAUGUCAACAGGGAUGGCAAAAUCCAGAAGUCUGAGCUUGCGCUAUGCCUUGGUCUGAAAGUAAGCCCAUGAAUCAUUCAGUAUCUGCCUCUUUGUGCCUCUUAUGACAGAACUUGCUGGUUUUAAGUUAACCAUGUUCUGCUACAGAACUUUUGUCAAACUGGUCCUUGUGGAAGUUCGGAGUAUCUGCAAUUAAAGUGCGCAAGAAGUGCAGAUGCAAUUGAGUGCAUGACAGGCUUUUUUAUGAGUAUGUUUCUACUGGAAGCUCUUACAGUAAUGUUCUUGUGACCAAGGUUACACUGCGAUUUUUGCCAUGCCCUACUGGGACUCGACAGUUUUGCAACAUUUUUCAUCUAGGACAUAUUACUAUUUAGUUUUAUUGUAAAACAAG